This is a messenger RNA of Trichomonas vaginalis G3, 783 nucleotides long. Its product is annotated as protein of unknown function, DUF4106 family. The record is from RefSeq and is a predicted model, not a curated record. NCBI's taxonomy places the organism in Eukaryota, Parabasalia, Trichomonadida, Trichomonadidae. The transcript has a single exon. The coding region runs from base 1 to 783 and encodes 260 amino acids.
AUGGAAGUGAAUGGUGAACCAGAUAUAGCUGGUAUUUUCAGCGCGGCUUUAAUGCCAUUGAAAGAUAUGAAAGAUGCAGAUAUUUUGGACCAGUAUGAAAUGAACAUGGCUGAUGGAAAUAUAACACCUGACGUUCUAGAUUUAUCUCAAAGAACUACACAGAACCAUAGAGAUGGUAUAUUUGGUGAAGAGUUUAGAAAGAAAGUUAGGGAGGGAGAAGGAAGAGAACCUAUUGUACAUGACCUUGCAAACGAAAGUUUACAAAAUGUCAUAAAAACUUACUUUGCAGACAAUGAACCGAGAAGGGAUGAAUAUUUAAGAAAACUCAAAUGGACAGUACCAAAUGAAAUGUUAGUAUUGAAAAACAUGUUCCUUGACAAAAUAAAACCAACUACAGAAAUAAAUGACGCAAGACUGAAACAUUGGGUAAAAGCUUUCCCAUUCACAAAAGAUAUUAUUGGUAACAUGGAAAGAAAACCAGAAUGGCUACAAAAACAUAUAUUUGGAAACGAGCUUAUUCCAUAUGGACAAGCUAUAUUUGAAGAGCUUGAACCGGAAACUCAGGAAAGAGUCAUGCAAACAAUACGCGAAGACUCAAAUACAAACUAUGACAAAAUCUUUCUAGGAUAUAGGUUACCUGAGAUGGGCGACCAGAGCCCAAAGGCAAAAAGGACAUGGAAAAUUUACAACAUACUCGGUGAACAUGAGGCAAAGAUGCAACAACUUGAAGCAGAGGGCAAGUUACCAAAAGCGACACCAAAGAAGAAGAGUAGAACAAAGUAA